Messenger RNA from Cantharellus anzutake, 3007 nucleotides. RefSeq lists its product as uncharacterized. Gene Ontology annotation, molecular function: structural molecule activity; protein heterodimerization activity. Gene Ontology annotation, cellular component: SAGA complex; SLIK (SAGA-like) complex. Gene Ontology annotation, biological process: regulation of transcription by RNA polymerase II. Bases 138 to 2843 code for a protein of 901 amino acids. The record is from RefSeq and is a predicted model, not a curated record. The transcript has 14 exons. Lineage: Eukaryota; Fungi; Basidiomycota; Agaricomycetes; Cantharellales; Hydnaceae.
CGACGCGUCAAGCUCAUCCUGGGACACAUUGAGACGCCAGCCACUUCGGUCUCAAUAUCUUAGGUGGCAAGGAAGGCUCUCCUUACUGUUUUGAGUUACGCUAGGGUCUCGCUGCCCGUCCGCAUAGGAGACGCGGCAUGAAGCACCUCCUCAACUCAAUCGAGAGUGGUGGAAUUGAUGUAUCGAAUGUGAAUGUUGAUAUCAGGCAACUGCUGACGGAAGCUCGUGACUUGAAGCAUGCGAGAUCUACCGAAGGGUUUUACGAGGCCUUGGAGAAGAUUCUGUCGGAACUGCGAAAUAGCGAACAUGCUUACCCUUUCCUGAAACCGGUGCGGCGUAGCGAGGCACCAAAUUAUGAUCUAGUCAUCAAGCAUCCCAUGGAUCUUGGAACAAUGACGAAGAAAGUGAAGACGCACGUGUACAAGACUCAACGGGAAUUUGUCGACGAUCUCAACCUAAUAUGGGACAACUGUCUAAAGUACAACACCGAUCCGGCUCACCCUCUGCGAAGGUCAACUGUCUUCAUGCGCAAGAAGGCGGAUCAGGCGGUGGAGAGGAUUCUGGGUAAUGCAGAUCGAAUUCCGAACCUGAUCUUGCCAACCAGCAAUGGUAUAUCAUCCCAACAACCUACUGGCCGAGUUGGUGGAGUCACUGGGAAAGACCGUCGCCUGAGCCAUGACCAUUCACUGAAAAGCAAAUUCAAGACUGCUAACGGGAGGGCUCCUAAACUCCCUAACGGUAUGAUCUACCCCAGAUCUGCUGGCCACACACCAACUCUCAAUGGCGCGCAGCGAGGAGAUGGCCGUUUGUCCGCAUCGCUCGCUAAGUCGAAGCAGAACAGAGCUGCGCGGUCCCCUGAAUCGUUCCCUGAUACUCCCGCUAUCAUCCGUACCCCCCAAAACAUGCAGCAGUGUUGGGAUCUCGAUCAUGACAUGCAGAAGUACUUAGACUCUGCAGGAGCUGGCCCCUCUAAGCCAUCCCCUUUUUCAAAUACUCGUGUUGGAUUUCUGCCGGAUGAUGGUUCGAAUAACCUACGUAGAAAGUUCCACACCAUCCUGCAUGAUGAAGAGUCUCCACAGAGUUUUCUGGCACGGGAGUACCAGAGCAACCUCACUUUUGAUAAGGGAUUAGACCCAGACAGUAGUAGCUCCAACCGACCACUCAAACGACUGAAAACAAGUUUCGACAGCCCCGCUUCACGGGCAGCCAUUGCAAGAGACAGUCAAUAUGUUGGGAUGUGGUGGGGAUCUGUGUGGUCAGAUGCCCUUGCACCUGGCGGUAUUCCGAGAUUGAUUCUGCCAGAAGAUGAUUCUGGGUCCGCUGUGUUUGGCAGAAAAACGCUCAAACGGAAGAGAUCUGACAAGAUUAGUAUUCGUCCGAGCACUUCUACGGGAAUGAAGGGAAUUAUGUAUAAAAAUAUUGAUACCCUACGUCAUAUUCGUCGGACACAUUCAGCCCUUUUAGCAAGCAUACCUUCGUCAUCUGCGGGUUCAGAUCCACCCGAACGUUUCCCCCCCGCUCCUAGAAUGCCCGAGGCCCCGCCUGCUGCCCCUCCAGACGUUCCCGGACCUAUCCCUCUCGAGGACGGAGCACAAUUGGCUGGGCAUAUGUUGAAGCGUAAUUGUGCUCAGCUCCUGGAGCACUCCGGUUUUGAAGGAAGCGGAAAAGUACCACUGGGUGUACUCACUGAUAUAGGGGCAGAAUUCAUGAUGAACAUGGGCAGGACUCUGAAAUUUCUUUCCGAGCAGCAUUCGGAUACAAUGUCAUCUGAGGAAAUAAUACUCCACACACUAUUUGAGUCCGGUAUUGCCCGUGUCCAAGAUCUUGAAAGUUACAUUCGGGACGACGUUGAGCGAUACGGGGGUCGACUUGCCGAGCUUGAUCGCAAAUUGGAUGUUGCAUAUAACGAAUUGCUUGAGUCUGAACCUAUCCUCGAGGACGAUGACGGUUUGUUCGCUGAGGAUGGGGAUGCCCUCAUGACCGGUGAUUUCUCUGCUGCGCUGGGAGAAGACUUCUUCGGUUUUAGAGAAUUGGGCCUCGACAAAGAAUUCGGUCUUUCAUCAAUGUCUAUUCCCCCACGUUUGUUUCAUGGUCAUGGGAAAAGGAAAGAUCCUCGUGCCCAGGAAGGCGCAAACAAAGAGCCCCCCUUACGAUUCCCUCCUCCUCAGCCUUUCGUACCUCUCACCUCAAACAAACUUGGGAAACAGAUCGGCCUUCUGCGGCCGUUUUAUCAAACCAAGUUCGAGAAAGUCCGAGAUUCUGUUCCAUCACAUAAAUCAACCCAACCUGCACCGCCCCUGCCUCCUUCUACUGGACAGCUACUGUUGGGUCCCGAACCUCACUCUUCUAUGUUAUCGAUAGACGACCCAUCUGCGCCUGUGCUCGAGCUACCAGAUGAGGCGCCCAACCAGCUCAAGUCUAAGAUGGGUCCACUUGGGCAGAUUUCCUUAUCCUCAAGUCCGACAUCAAAGAAGAAACCCAAAGCUUCCUCGUCCAACGCCCCUCCACCAUCGAAUACCAUAACGAAUGUCAUACCAGUCCAUUCUCCCGUCAAGAACGAACCACCCCCAUCUACCCCAGCUUUCACUACGUUCCAACUCGAAAACCGCCCUGUUCCCGCGUCAUCAGGCCUUUUACCAAAUGGAAAUCUCCCUGCGUCCAUAGAUGUUAAUGGAAUUGCGAAAGCAAACACUUCCACAGUUCCACACCCACCACACCCUCCUUCAACUUCAAAGAAGAAGAAGACAAAGAAGGAUUCAAACCUACCACCUCCGCCUCCCCAACCCCCCAAUCCUAAUCCACCCGCUCCGUUUCCCCCACAACCAUCGUUAAUGGUCUCAUGAUCUUCAAGCAAGUGUAUACUAAUAUUCAGGCACACAUCAUUCCCCUUUCGUAGUUUUUUACCAUCUGUCCUUUUUCCCUGUUUCUAGGUUUGGUAUUUUUCUGUGGCAUAUAUCCUUGCAUUACUUACACUUUAUAUUAUUGGUCUGUCUGUUCUGGUGUCGUA